Messenger RNA from Phytophthora nicotianae INRA-310, 2783 nucleotides. RefSeq lists its product as hypothetical. The transcript is spliced from 2 exons. Lineage: Eukaryota; Oomycota; Peronosporomycetes; Peronosporales; Peronosporaceae. Gene Ontology annotation, molecular function: metal ion binding. Bases 160 to 2673 code for a protein of 837 amino acids. The record is from RefSeq and is a predicted model, not a curated record.
UUCUAUCGUCACAUUUCGCAAUCGACGCGGCCACCAGCAAAGUCUCCAAUCGCCCCAGGUGGAACCCCCAGCCGGCCGCAGUAACGGGAUUCUCGUGUCAGCUGGACACUUGUCACCGCUCCAUCAGAGGUUAAAACACCCGAAAGAGCACGCGGGUCUAUGGAGAAGCGUGUGAGCUGCGGCACAUUAAACAGCAGUAGCGUAAUGGACCGCAACAGUGGCAGAGUGCUGCUGGACUAUCGGGCAUCCGAGCCUGUGCUGGCUGAGAGCGAUCACUCGAGUCUGUCGGAUGCGCCGCUCUCCAGGUCGCAGAUCCAGCGACCGUCCAAGCCCGUGGCGGCCCCUUGGAACCCUGGAAACGUGUCGGUGCCUCAGCAACAUCAGCCGCGAACAGCUAUGCGGCGGAAGCUUAAGCUUCCUGGUCGGUCCAGGCACAAACACGUCACCAAACUCCCGCGAAUGGACGAAGUGAUCCCGCGCGUGGAGAUCACGGACGCACAGCAGGCGGAGAUGCGUGAUCAGGCCGAAGGACUCAUCGCGAGCUGCUUGCUAAAGUCCAAGGCGGCGUGGGACGGCACCAAGCAGAUUUUCGACGAUCCAAAGCAGUGGAAACUCCACAGCGCUAAACCACACUUGGCCAUCUACAAACGCAAAGAUCCGCACCGUCGUAGCGCGACGGCACAUCAGUUUGUGGCCUCUGGACGAAUCCCCGCACUCACGUUGCAAGACGUCGAGUACGGCAAGUACAGCGACACGACGCUGGACGAACGAUCCAUCAGCGCGUAUUUGUUCCGUGACUAUUUCUUGGAUGCUGCGGUGCUUCAAGUACUGGAGACGCAGACGGAGGACGACCCGUUCCGCUUCUUUGGCAUCAAGUGGAUGGCGUUUGCGAGUCCUAGUGGACCAGCCAAGUUCUUCUCACCUCGAGAUCACGCGUACUACGAGUACGCUAAGACUGUGACUACUGACGAAGGUCACAAAGUGCUCGUCAAGGUCAUGCAGUCUGUUGGGGACGACGUGUUGCCUCCAUUGACUCAAAUCGUAGGUCACGACAAACCCAGUGACGGGGUUGAUCCGUCUAAGUUGCGGUUUGUUCGUGGCCACAUCUCGAUGAUCUCCAUGUACAGAUUCGACGAGGCAACUAACGCCGUUAAGGUGUUUGCUGAAGGCUCGUUGGACCCAGGAGGUCGCGCCGGUACAUGGCUGGGAAGCGCCUUCCUUUCUCAAUUCGCGCCUACGGUCGUACGUAUUGAAUACUGCGCUGACAUCAAGUACAUCAUGAAGCACGGCAUGAUCUUCCCACACCCGCCAGCUGCCCUAAGUCACUCGCAAUCCAAUCAAAGCCUCGAUAAGAGCCAAAGCACCAUAAGUGGCUCCGAAGUGACAGCCCACGGCCCCGCUGCAAUGCCCUUCUCGGCCUCACAGCAUGGUCUCGCUUCAUUCUCGAUGACUCCGACGCCUGAAAUGAGUCGAAUGUCCAUCAAUCCUCAGCCAAGUUGGGUGCCAGACCACCAACGGAAGGUCUGUUUCGUGUGUUUCAAGAGCUUCGGUAUCGUCCGACGCCAUCGCCAUCACUGCCGGAUGUGCGGUGAGGUCAUGUGCUCUCGUUGUAUGAUCACGUUGCCGCUUGUUGCCCCGCCGUCUUCAGCUCCGUGUCCAGAGGAACACGAAGAUGCUGAAGGUACUGACAGUCGCCGUUCGCAUCGACAUGGCAACCAACUCGACGGUCGCCCUAUGAGUGUGUUGCUCAAGCAGCCAGCCAAGAAGAGUCUGGAGGAGACUCGGCCGAACGGAUACCCGGCUGUAAACAACGUGAAGUUGUGCAAGAAGUGCAUGUUUAACAUCCGUCAGGAGCGCAAGGGAACCAUGCGAGGAGCCACCAAUUUUUAUGCUGCACCGACCAUGAUCAAACAAUUCCCGUUGGUACUACAAGGCUCUCUAGCCGACAACAUCGGCUUGCAACCGGGCCCGAUGCGUGGCUUCUUCCCAGGUGGACGAUACGCUGCUGACGACGAGUUGAUCAACAACGCUCAAGGAGACGAUGAAGAAGACGAUAUCGAGGAGACGGAUGAGGAAUACUCGGCUCGAGUUGAGCGGAUGCGGCAGAUGCACAUGGCUCGUGAGAAGAAGAAGAACUUGCGUCGUAGUAUUCUUCUCUAUGACGAAGAUGAUCUCAACAAUGGAGGGGAAUCUCCGCCCGCUAGACCGAGUCAUCUGUUCAAUGGAGGCGACAGCACGUUCAACUUUGACGAUUUCUUACUACCGACACCCAAGCGAGAAGACGAAGAUAAUAACCGUCAUAGUCGUGGACGGGUAGUGAGCUCUACGAACCAGAGCGAUGCGAUGCCGCCGUCGAUUCCUCGUCGACCGUCCACCACUGCACGUCAGUCUGAGAGCAGCUCGAAGCUUCGGUCUCUGUCCAUUCCAGACCAACUGGAGCAGGUAGAACGAUCGAUCGCUCAGCAGGAGGCAUUGAUCCGAUCCAUCACUGAACAACGCAGUAAGAUGAUCCGGUCUCCGGAAGACGACACGGCCGCCAAGACAGCAGCCACGACAGCCGGUGAAAUCUCGUCCGAAGCGCGGUCUUCUUUGCUGUACCCUGGGUCUACCCAAACUGCGCCGACACCUAGAGGCGACGCACUGUUCACUCCACUCUCCCUGCGCUCGUCUUAGAGUUAUGUGGUGGACGACAAACUACAAACGACCAUGUCGUAACGUGACAAAAAAUUCUAGCACACGCUUGAUUAAAAAACGAAAUACAGUGAAUAAAAUGUUCGUACGAA